AUGAGCUUUCUUGAUUCCGUUCUCUCGUCACUUCAGACGGGAAAGCCUUCCCAACCCCCACUCUCCCAGGCGCCCGCUCCAUCUGUGCCCGCGCCAGCUCCUAAAAAAGAGGAACGAAAACCCAUCGCUGUGCGGCAGGCGCCCCCAGCCAGUGGGAAUGCGGGCGGAGGGAUCAAGCGCAAGGCCGAGGACCAGCUGCCUCGGCCACCAAAACCUGAAAGCAAAGUGGCAAACAACUCUGCUGGGAUGAAGUCUAUAUCUGCCACAAAGCCAAUGGUCUCAUCUGCAGCACCAAGGGCCGUGCCAAAGCCAGCCCCUACCACCAGCUCCAGGCCAGCACUAUCCAAGCCCAUCCCCAAAUCUACCCUGUCUACGGCCACAAAAGUAGCACCUGCACCAAAGGCGCCUAUCAAGUCUACCACGCCAGUCGCAUCUACGCCCUCCAAGCCGCCACCAAAGGGCUCGUUCGCUGAGAUCAUGGCGCAGGCAAAGGCCAAGCAAGAAAUGGCGCCUGUUGGGGUAGGUAUGCUACGACACCAGCCUGUGCCCAAAGAAAGACUCACCAAAGUCGAGCGCAAACGACGCAUGAUGGAAAUGCAGGCCAAAGAAAAAGAAGGGCGUUUGGGAAGGAAGGCUGGAGCUACUGUUGCAGCCAAAAACAAGCCUGCUGCCAGACAGCGCGAUUCAGAGGGACCCUCCUACAAAGGGACAGCAAAGCCAACACAGACCUCCGAAACACCUGCCUACCGUGGAACUGCGGGCCUGCCAUCCAGCCGCGGUCAAAAUGACCGCCGACACCAGUCUCGCAAUUCUCGACAGAACGAAUAUCUCGGAACUGACGAGGAGGAUGAGGGUGACUAUGGUGCAGGCUACGAUGAUUACUAUUCUGAUGCAUCGUCCGACAUGGAGGCUGGAAUGGACGACAUGGACCGCGAAGAGGCGGCCGCGUUAAAAUUUGCAAAGCAAGAAGACGAAGAAGAGCUGCGACAGGAAAUGGCGGCCAAGAAGGAGAAGUUGGAGCGUCAGCGGAAAUUGGCUGCUCUUGCGUCCAGGAACAAGCGUUGA
Messenger RNA from Penicillium paradoxum, 1065 nucleotides. RefSeq lists its product as uncharacterized. The record is from RefSeq and is a predicted model, not a curated record. The transcript has 2 exons. Gene Ontology annotation, molecular function: histone binding; DNA binding. The coding region runs from base 1 to 1065 and encodes 354 amino acids. Lineage: Eukaryota; Fungi; Ascomycota; Eurotiomycetes; Eurotiales; Aspergillaceae. Gene Ontology annotation, biological process: regulation of DNA-templated transcription; nucleosome assembly. Gene Ontology annotation, cellular component: nucleolus.